Macadamia integrifolia is the source of this 783-nucleotide messenger RNA. RefSeq lists its product as uncharacterized. NCBI's taxonomy places the organism in Eukaryota, Viridiplantae, Streptophyta, Magnoliopsida, Proteales, Proteaceae. Bases 70 to 501 code for a protein of 143 amino acids. The record is from RefSeq and is a predicted model, not a curated record. The transcript is spliced from 3 exons.
CCCAUUUACAAUCACCAAGAAGAGAAGAACCCUUCAAACCAGAAGAAAACAGGCCAGAAAGAAGAAGACAUGGCAAGCUCAAAGAUCCUUCCCAAGUUCCAUCAGAUUGGAUCAACAAUGUUGAGAAGAAGCCCUUGGAGCCACAAGGCCUUUGUUACUGCUGCCCCAAGACCACUGCAAGCCACUGCAGAACAACAUGCUGCGGAUGCAUGUAAUAAGGCAUCAGAAGCUUUAAAACAUGGAACCUCAAAUGUGACACAGGCUGGUGGAGACAUGAUGGGCAAGGCUGCAAGUACAGCAGAUAAGAUGGGCCAGCAUGCUCAAGGAAUGGCUAGAAAUGCAUCUGAUUCAGCACAAGACAUGAGCAGCAAAGCAACCCAAAAGGCCAAGGAAGCAUGGGAAGGUGCCAAGGAUACAAUGGCUGGCAAGGGUCAAGAGGCAAAGGAAUCCAUGAAACAAAGUGCUGAGACAGUCAAGCAAGCUAUGAAUACCAAGAAUUGAUAAUCUACAAAUUUUCUUCUCAACAGCAUGGAUAUUGCUUAAUCACUUCCAUAACUAUUUUGUUCUCUCCCCUCCUCCUUCCGAAGGGGAUGUUAAAAAUGGAAUAGAGGGUUCUCUUUCCUUGUAGGACUUAUAGAUGGAGAAUGCAAGACUAUUUCUUAUGACAAUAAACUCCAUCUAUUACUUUUUUUUUCUCAAUCGCAUUUUUGUUUUGUAAGCAUCAAGUUUCUUCAUGAUGUUUUAUGUGAAUUAUUUGAUAAUAUAAUAAAUAACUUUUUGUUA